AAUAUUUCUCAGCUACGAGCAACAACUUUAUUUACUACCUUACCUUAGGUACCUUACCUUAUCUUGCCUACGAACCUUGAUUGCAAGAUUCCGGGAAUUCAAUUGCGAGGAUUCGGAUUUCUUUUUCGCGCGAAUAGUUGCGAGUGGGUUGACUUCAAUUGUAUUUAAGGAUACUUUGGGUUGAGUUUGGUGUUGUUUUUUUGCUGGUGCGAAUUGAGAGCUAGAGUUGAGAGCUGCAAAUUAAGGAUUUACGGGGCGCCGCGAGAAGAAAAGAAAAGAAAAGUGAAGAUCAAUUGCGAAGCACAAAGUACGAAUUACAUCUGCAAACUGCGGAUUACCAUUACGAUCUAGAUUGCGAAUCUCGAAUACGAAUUUCAAGCGCGAAAAUGGCUGAUUACGAAAAUCGUGGAGGGUAUCAGGGUGAGCGUAGUGAUCAGGGUAAUCAAGGUGGUAGAAAUGAUCGCGGUUAUAAUCAUGGUGAGAGAGGUGAUAGGGAAGAGAGGGGCGGGAGGGAAGGAGGUGGGAGGGGUGGUUAUAGAGGGAGGUUUAAUGGAGGUGGUGGUGGGAGAGGUGGUGGGAGGAAGAGGUAUAGAGGUUAGUGACUUUUUUCGGUUUGUUUUGUUUGGGAGGUGGAUUCGGAGGGUGUUGGGAUGGGAUUCGAAUGGAUCGAGAGGAGAAAAGGAAAGGGAAUGCAGAGGAUCCAAUGACAAGAAAACAAACAUAGCUAACAAGAACUUUCUCAAACCACAGAUGAAGAUGAUUAUGAUCGAAGACCUCAACGACGUCGAUACGAAGAACCACUCAUCGUCAAAGUUCGCAAACAACUUCUUUCAAUUGCAGAAUCACCUCUAAAGCGCGUCGAAACAGAAGUAGCCGAUAUUGCCAAGAUUGUAUGUGAUAACUACGAUGAUGUCGAAUUACGCGAUUCAUUCUAUGAUUUAUCACUACAAUUGGUGGUAGAACAACCAUUCAAGAUUCCUUUUGUGGCUGCAGUGGUUAUGGUAUUGAAUACUUUGAAAGAAGACAUGGUUAAAGAGUUGUUAGAACGAGCUGCCAAGGGUUUGAAUAAAUCAAUCACGAAAGGUGAUUGGAGACAAGUCAAAUUGUUCAUGAAGUUUUUGGGAAGUUUGCAAGGUUUGUUAGAGGGUGAUGGUAUAUUCCCUGUUUUGCAAGACUUCCUGACCAAAGCCUUGGAUUUACAAACGGAGAAUAAUGAAGAGGUAUGUAUUCUGCAUACAGAUAUUGUAUUUGGUAAUCAUUGCUAAUAUUUGGCUAGACUAUUGGACCUGAAUUGGUUAAAAUCAUUCUUCUCACUAUUCCAUAUAUCAUGGCAUCUUCAGCAACAGAUGCUCAUGAGAAAGCUGCGGCUAUGAUCGAAAACACUGAUAUCAUUGCUUCUGAACCACAUGUUCUACAAGCUUUGGUUGAUCCAUAUCCUGGAAAUGCAAAGGAAGAUUCUAUUGCUCCAGUUGGUGUUUUGAGUCUUUUACAAAAGCAAUUACAGGCUGAAUCACAAAAUGGAUGGGAGCUCUUUUGUUUACCUAGACCUUGGAAGAUGAUUGAACCAGAACAACAAGAAGCUUUGGUUUUGGCUUCAAAACAUGCUUUACCAACAAUUACUCUUCCUGAAAUUGUUAAUGCUGGACCAAGACCUUUGUUCCCCGAGCUUUACUUUUCGGUUUAUGCUAAUCAAGAUGUGGAGACUGUUCCACCCAUCACCGAUAUUUCUUCAUGUUUGUUAAGAGAUGCUUUGGUUGAUACCAUCAAUAUUUUGGAUUACAACAGAAAUGCAACUGCAAAAUUCUUGAUCGAUAUUGAUUGUUAUUUUGCCCCUGAUACUUUUGUCAAGAGAGCAACUCCAUUCGAUAGACUUCGAGAUGUUGAAGGAGAUAGAUCAACAUGGAAACCUGAGGAUGUUGCAGUUGAUGCAGUAUUUUCUCAAUUAUUUCAACUUCCAGUUCCGGAACACAAACUCGUCUAUUAUCAUGCUGUCUUGACGGAAUCUUGCAAGAUUGCUCCAGCUGCUAUCGCACCAUCUCUUGGUCGUGCAAUCCGUUUCUUAUAUAGAAAUGUGGAUUCUAUGGAUCUUGAGUUGGCCAAUAGAUUUAUGGAUUGGUUUUCUCAUCACCUGAGUAAUUUUGGAUUUACUUGGAAGUGGACUGAAUGGAUUGAUGAUGUAGAACUUUCGGAUUUAGACCCAAAGAAAGCUUUUAUUAUUGGUUCUUUGGAUAAGGAGAUUCGAUUGAGUUUUGCUCAGAGAAUUAAGGGGACUUUACCACCUCCUUAUCAGCAAUUGAUUACGGAAGAGAAAGAAAAGGAUACUCCUGAUUUCAAAUUUAAUGAUCCGGGUAAGUGUCAUCAUUUCUAAGCAUGAGCUGUUCUAACAGUUAUAGACACACCAUUCAGUACAGAGGGUCAAGAAAUUCUUGCUCUCCUCCGAAGAAAGGCCGCCGAAGAUGAAAUUCAACCAAUCGUCGAUAGAAUUCACGCUCUAGCCGUUGAACAAGCACUUCCAGAUCCUCUCGUUCCAUCCACAGAUGCAUACGUAACAUCGAUCUGUUACAUCGGAUCCAAAUCACUCAGUCACGUACUUUCCUGCAUUGAACGUUGUAAAGAUCGUCUUUUAGCAGUUGGUCCGGCCUCCCCCGUCGCCAGGCGACAGAUCAUUACUUCAGUCAUGGAAUACUGGAAAGAUCAACCUGGAAUUGGAGUCAAUAUCAUUGACAAAUUACUGAAUUAUACAAUUCUUAGUCCACAAAGUGUGGUUCAAUGGGCACUUGGCAGUGAGGGUAAGAAAUUGAGUCAGGCCUUUGUUUAUGAAAUGGUCAGUGCAACCGUAGGAAAAGUAACAGGCCGAAUUCGUCAAGUUCAAUUAAGUCUUCGCGUCCCAGGACUCUUAGAAGAACAAAAAGCCCUGAUUAACCAAACGGUUGAAAUGGAAAGAGUUAAUAUGCGUGAAUUAGGACAAGAAAUGGAUGAUCUUCUUAGCUCAUGGGCAAAUGGAUCGAAGGAUCAAAUGACAGAUAUGGAUGGAAAUGGAAUGGCGGGUGACGAGAAAUUGGUUAGAGCAUGGGGUGAGAGAUGGCUGAGAGUUUUUAGGAGAAAAUUUGCUGUUGAGGAGGCGUGGGGAACGGAGGCUAGUAGGUGGGUUAUGCCAGAACCAGAACCAGAAGUGGAGGAGGUGGAGAUGAAUGUCUCUGCUGGGGAAGGAGAUGCACUUGCGGAUGAAAGGGUAAAGAAUCCUGAGGAAAUGAGAAUUGAUGGGGAGGGUGUAGGUGCUGAGGAUUAUGAGGGGAUUGAUUAGACACCCACGGAAAUCUAAUCGAGUAGAUCAGGGAGGGAGAUUGUGGUCAAAGUGAUAUGGAUAUGGAUAUAAGUUGCAACAUAAGAAUAGAACAAAACAGGAAAGGAAAGGAAAGGGAGAAAAAAGCUAGGCGAGACACGAAAGAAUUUGCAUAAGCAAGUAAGCACUGCAUGAUGGGGAAAGGAAAAGAAAAAAUCUCUUCGCUUUCAUUCUCAUUUUCAUUCUCAUCUAUUUUUCUUUCAAUGUUCAGUUCAAUUUUCUUAUUUCUUUUUCUCUGUACGAUUAAGAUGGAUGGCUGUAUGUAUGCACA
Molecule: messenger RNA, 3614 nt
Organism: Sclerotinia trifoliorum
Lineage: Eukaryota; Fungi; Ascomycota; Leotiomycetes; Helotiales; Sclerotiniaceae
Source: the annotation of a GenBank genome assembly